Molecule: messenger RNA, 5173 nt
Organism: Dermacentor andersoni
Lineage: Eukaryota; Metazoa; Arthropoda; Arachnida; Ixodida; Ixodidae
Source: RefSeq, a predicted model, not a curated record
UUUUUUUUUUGUUCUUGUCCGACAAGGGAGGUGCGACAGGUGGGGUUGGUGGCCCCGAUUGUCUAGUUCUUUUUCUGCUUCUUGUAUAGACAGCCUGUGCAAAGCUGCCCACGCCUACUCGAGAGAAUCACCUUCCUCCCUCUUUCCCCCUAAUCUUCCUCCUCGAGCUACCGCUUCUCCGAUUUGUGCCGUUAUGUUCCUUGUAGGUUAUAAAAAGCCGCGCUGGUCGUCUCGCUAUCCUUUUUUUCGGGAACCCGGUGGUCUUCUUUGGAGAGUGCUCUCGAUCGCCAAGCAGCAGAGGUGUUCGGUGCUGGAUAUUGGCUGAGUAUCGUCGCCGUGCAAGUCUCGCGCUUCGCUUCACCGCCGUUUAGCGACUUUGAAUUGGAGGAGGAGCGACCGGGACUUCAGUAACGAAGAUGCUCGCCGUUACGUCUCUUCUAAUCGUUGGGCUGACCAGCUGUGCCUUGGCAGGCCCAACCACAAAGACACCAGCCGGCUGCACCAACGAGAGCUUCGAGAAGUGCGGCACCGACCUGAUCCUCUUCGCAGGAGGGCCGGUCAUUCCCACCAACAAAGAUCAGCUGGUCACGUCCUGCCCGAAGGAGAAAGCGUCGGAGAAGUGUGCCCGGGCGUAUUCGACCAAGUGCCUCGCUCGGUUCCCUCGGGGCAUGGUCAUGCUUCUGCUCGACGGUAUCCGCAACGAGGUCAACGCCAAGUGCAACACCACCAGCCCGAGCGGGAAGGAAUACCUGAAGCAUGCGGCGUGCCUUAAUACCAACGGCGCCCGCCUGCACCAGUGCAUGAGAGACCUUACUCUGGUGCUGGAUCAGAGCGUCGACGCACCACAGAAGAGCCGCCUGGCACUAUCCUGCUGCUCAUUCAACACGUACAGGACCUGCAUGACGGACUCUGUGAAAGGAGUGUGCGAGAGUUCAACCUCGGCGUACGUGGACAAGCUAAUCACCGGAUACGCUGGCGACUUGCUUGACACGGUGUGCGCCAACUACAAGACUGGAUCGGAUGCCUGCAAGACUCUGCCGUCCUUGCCGAAAUCAACCAAGACAGGAAGGUCUUCGUCACUGCUGUCCCCACUGGCGCGAAUUGUCACCAGCUUGAACGGAUGAACCGGUCAUUAUGGCGUGUCGAGGCGCGACGUUCUGAACUGAUAUGCUUCUGUAGCCAGAGGUGACGCCAUGACAGAUCACAAUUCGUUAAAGUAUGGUAUAGAGCUUACGAAAAUGUUGAUAGUAUUGUUCUUCUUUUAUAUUUGGGUGUGUGUGUGCAUAAAGUGAGAGAAAGAAACAUGUCAGGCACGUGACUCAAAGCGCGGUUACUGAAGACAACUAAGACUGCAAGAAGGAAGACAGCGUUCCAUCAACAUAAUACUUUUCUUAUUUUUUCGGCCGCACCAUUAGUUGGAAACAAUGUGAAACUUUGUUGCCGAAGUCAAUCAUAUAUGCAAAGUCUGCUAUCAUAUAUGCAAGGCCUAUAUACAAACACGACAGCAGUAAAAGAAGUAUGAGCUUUUGCACUACCUUUGCUGCAGCAAGAUGGCGAUAGGCGGGCGAGUUCAAACAAGUUCGCUCAAAGUGAAUGUAUGCUACACUUUGAAGGUUUUUGUCUAAAUAUGCUGCGUUCGUAUGACGCUGACUGUUAUGAAAUAAAGACGAAAACAAUAGCUAUUUCUUUGCAACAACAACAACAACAACAAAAAUACCAUAGAAAUAGCUCGGGAAAAUUUGUCAAAAUUUGUCAAUCAACUUCGUGACAUGUGGGAGAAACAUCUUGUGGCAGACUGUAGAUGAACAGGUGAAAAUGUUCAUGGCUUGCCAAACCGAAUUAUGGGAAAGACAGCAAACAAAAGUGAAUUUUGGGAAUAUACUCUGAAAAAUUCUGAUUAACCACAACAAAUUAUAAUUUCACAGGUGAGUUUACUAAGCUUUGCUAUCGUAUCGCCUAUUCCAUGAGUUCAUACACAUUUGUUUCGAAAAUCUCGCACAUGGAGGACUUCCAGCUAUUCAGUUGAAUUACUUAGAGAGCUUGACAUUAUUUGCACCACAGGACACCGUGCGGUAUAAAAUGCCAACAAGGUAUAAGAUCUGGCUUCGAAGGCAAAGGCUUCCACCACAAUUCUGGAAUUCACUCCGGUCACCAUUCAGGACCUUUUUACUUUGCGUGUGCACUGAAAUGAACUAGUUUCGGAAUAUCCAUGCCAACUACAUGCGUCGAUUGAAGUGGCGUUCCCGGUGUUCAAUUAUUACCAAACUUUUUGUGCGCUUUGUCGGACAAAAGCACUGGUAACGCCAGCUUAUAUCGUGGAAGAUUUUGAGGGAAGGUGUAGGACAGGUGCUAGAGCAAUUCAUUCCAAUUGGCAAGUCUUGAAAACUGUCGCUCUUCAAUUCUAAUAUGGCAAGUGUGCUGUAAGACAAAUUUAUAGUAAAGUUGAUUAGUGAUAGUUCGUCGAUGAAAUAACUUCACUUUCGAGAUUUUUCGCGCAAGUAAUUUCUUACUUUGACGCGGAGAGUGUGAGGAAAUCUCGCCUGGCUAGGGAAAUUACCGGAAAAAUGAAGAAAGCGGGCGCAGACUAAGGUGGGGAAAUUGUUAAAGAUUGGGCGUUUCAGAAUCAAGGCUCUCGUGAUUGGUCGCAAAGAACGGGGGCCGUGUGUUGGCCGAAACAUCAAGUUUUCAGUAAUUUCUUCAUCUUAGUCUGCGCCGGUUUCCUCUUCUACAAUUUCCUAAUUUUGGAGUAGGGUAACUUAAUCGGCGGAAUUAAGCCAGCUGCGAAAAGUACUUUCCGAAAUAGACUAUACAGUCUAUGAACACAAAUCGUGUACGUAAAUUUGACUGCACAUGGUACCACGACCACUAAAUUGGCCGCAGGCAAACGAGCUAAAGGGGAUAGAUAAGGAGAGAGCUUUAGGAUAUAUGGGAGCCUAUAGCUACAUGUACUCAAAGAAACACAACGCAAACCCCUCAUGGGGUAUGCGGUUGCGUCUGACCAAUGCGGGAAACUUGAGAGCUGUCGUGCCCAAGGAACGCCCACUGCGUCAGCAUGUUUAAAAGCUGCGAAACGGAAAAAGGGCGAAGACGAAAAGGCGUACACCCCUAAAACGACGUAGUUCUCGUCUUGUCCUCUUGCAGGGUAGCAAACCGGACGUUCGUCUGGUUAACUUGCCUUGCAUUUCCUUGUGUGUACCUCUCUUUCGUCUGAUCCUUCGUCUGUUCGCGCUGUUAAACGUUUCUUUGGCCUGAUUCGAUUGAUUUAUUCGUUAACACGUCCCUUUUAGUAUAUAAAACAGAUUACAAAUGGAGAAAUGAGCAUAAAGCUAAAUAAAUUCGGUAAGGGUUGCAUCACUUUAUUUCAGCCCAUUUAUUAUUUUUUUGUGUUCGUAAGCUCUGAAGCGGGUUAAAGUAACGCGAAUUGCACAGUUCAACGAUUUGAGUGCCACGUCUAAUAACAUUACAGGUGGCAAACAGAUGACUGAAAGCCUUGUUUUCGAAACUUCUAUCAUACCAGUAAGCACCCUGUAUUUCCUGGUGCAGAUCCAAACUGUUUAGCAUACAGUGAGGGAGGCAAAUUACUUCGGCUGGAAUAUUAAAGGUGGAAGAAAGGGGAGAACCGCAUACACGCAAAAGUAACACGACUGAAGAAGAGAAACACACAAAUUUUACAGAACGAAAGCUUUACGUUUGGAGGAAAAUAUCACCCCGGCUUGAGGAUGAAACCCGCAACUAUGGCGCCUUUCUGGGACGGUCGCUGUGCCGUUGGCGCUAACAGGAAGCUAGCAGACAGUAGAAUGGGAGGGAAACAAUCGACAAACUGAAGAACGGUAACUCGAAUAAACAAGCAACUUAUUUCUACAGAACCUGGGCGGAGGGGGGGUGGGGAGAGGUUUAGUUUGUACCUUCAUCUCACCUUCGGGCAGGUGGCGAUUUGCCCUGUCAUGAAACUUCCACCGCCUUGCGGGUUUUAGCAGAACUUAUUUGCUUACUCAAUGUUCCCAUAUUUCAGUUUAUCGAUUAUUUCGCUGUCACCAUACUAUCUGUCAACCUCGUUAGUGCGAUUGGCAGGCAGACCUUUCCGGUGACGUGGCGGUACACAAGCUGAUCGCGGAACGAGGACAAAUUUUUCUUUGACAUCUUAGAUUCAUUAGCUUCAAACUUGUAGGCCUAUUUUGCAGCUUCUUAGAUCUUUAGGGCGAAUGCCAAUUUCUCUCAUUUACGUGCCCUAAGUAUUUAGGCCCCAUAUCCUGAAGCUCUCUUACUUUCAGAACUUAAGGAUAGAGUUGCGAUACCAAAUCUAUUUGCGCACUUGGUAUAACAUAAAUUAGCUUCAGAACAUUGCUGCGCGCAGCAUUCUUGUUUUCAAUUUAUCGUAUAUAUAUUCGGCCACAGUGAGAUCACCGCUGUUUACACACAUCAGUCAUGCCUUGUUUGCAUUUUGUUUACAAAGAGGCUUACUUAGCCAAAACUUGACUCAUUUGUCGUUUAAAAAGAGCACUGGGGCCAAAUUUAGCAACAAUUUUUUUCCAUCUACUUUUUUCCUUCACAAUCCUCCAUCCGACCCAGUGGCCGAGACCGAUGACAAUGGAGGCGUGGCUGCAUGAAAACCUACGACAAAGGGCAAAAAGGAAAGGAAAAUGAAAUUAAUCUGCUAAGAAUAUUACCCCCUGGUGCUAUUUUUACGCAUUUUAAUAGAGUAAUCAUGUGACCUCCCGGCCUGAAGUUUUCAUUUGCUGCGUUUUGCUUCAUCGCAGCUGUACUGCGUAGCAAGUGCAGCAUAUCUGCGUUACCGGGAAACCGCUCAACUGUAAAGCACUUUUGUGGACAGUGUAGCAGAAGUAACCAAUAUUUGCUGUUAUAUUGCCCAGGUUGUCACAUGUCAAUGCUAUUUUUCCAAUACCAAAUUGCUCUAGGAAACUUCUUCCCAUUGUCCGUGGCAGCGUCAGUUUUCUUACGAAUAAGUGCAUUAUCCAUCAUCAUCACGGAAGCACCGAAUAUCAGCAGUAAUACGCAUAACGCGCUUGGCGUGCUCACGAUACACGAAGGUCGGAAGCGUCAGCAUACAGUGCGGUUUCGAUUGAUGACUGCGAGCUUCAAUUUCAAUACUCUGGGAUAUAUUACACUUACGUAUAUGUAUUAUUUGGAAAUAAAGGUGCCUGUGCGGAACCCA